AUGAAUUCGCCUCAAGCUCCAUCUGGUCGCGGCUCCAGUGAAGAAGCAGAGAAACACGCUCAUGGCAUUGCCGUCGCGACAAAGGAUGUGGACACCGGUGCAGCACUUGUUGCGGGUAUGUCCGGCGACCUCGAUCCGGAUGAUGCAGCACGAGUUCUGAGGAAAAUCGAUUUUGGCAUCUUGCCGAUGAUGAUUCAGUUUAUGGAUAAGGCUACCUUGGGCAGUUCUGCAAUAUUGGGCAUACAUAGUCAUCCUCAACUGAGCGAUUACAUCAGGCUGGGCACUGUGUUCUACCUUAGCUAUCUACUAUUCGAAUAUCCGCAGAAUCUUGCGCUCCAGCGUUUCCCCGUGGGUAGAUGGAUAAGUAUCAAUAUCUUUGUCUGGGGCAUUUCGUUGGCCUGUCAAGCAGCCUGCACCAACUUCGCUGGCCUUUUCGUAGCGCGGUUUAUUCUGGGCAUGUGUGAGGGGUGCAUCACAGCUGGCUUCAUGAUUGUCAGCUCGAUGUUCUAUACUCGCAGUGAGCAAACAUCGCGGUUUGGGUACUGGUCGCAGAUUAUAUCUGGUUUUAUCAGUUUUGGUUCGCUGCAUAUCACAACUCUGCGAUUUGCACCAUGGCAGUGGCUCAUGAUCAUUACUGGAAUCUUAACCCUAAUUACUGCAGUCGUUCUUUUUCCUGAUUCGCCCACCAAUGCGUGGUUUUUGACGCCCUCGGAACGAGCUAUUGCGAUCCAGCGCUUGAAGGAAAAUCAAACUGGCGUAGAGAACAAACAUUUCAAGAAGGAUCAGAUGUUAGAGGCUUUGAAAGAUCCAAAGACAUGGAUCUUUGCUCUCUUUGCUGCGCUCGAUCAGAUACCGAACUCGCUCAGCAAUCAACGGCAAAUCAUUAUGACAACAAUUGGUUUCAGCGACCUGCAAACAACCUUGUUGAGCUGUGUUGAUGGUUUCAUGGAAGUUGCAACCAUUUGGACUGGUGUCAUGAUCGUCUCCCGGAUACCAAACAGUCGUGCUUACGUCGGCGCGGUGUACUUCAUCCCGGCUUUGGUUGGGAUCGCCUUGCUUUUUGCCAUUUGGCUUGUGGAUAUCGGGAUCACUGGAUUCGUCCUAUCUCUGGCCUGGUUGACCAGCAUUACUGCUGGGCACACAAAGAGAGUGACCACGAAUGCAAUCGUGUUGAGCGGGUAUUGCCUUGGUAAUGGUCUGGGGCCGUUCAUGUGGCUGUCACAAUAUAAGCCACGCAACCGCGUACCUUGGAUCGUCAUUGGGCUUUGCUACACCAUUUGCCCCUUACUUUUACUCAUCAUCAGGUUCAUGCUAUCACGAGAGAAUAAGAAACGGGACGCUGAGCCUGUCAAUGGUAACUUCGAGGAAGUCUACAUCGAACAAGUCACUGCGGAUGGAAAACGGAUUGAAGUCAAAGUCGAUAAAGAAUUUCUAGACCUGACAGACAUCCAAAACCGCGAUUUCCGUUAUGUUCUGUAG
Molecule: messenger RNA, 1479 nt
Organism: Suillus subaureus
Lineage: Eukaryota; Fungi; Basidiomycota; Agaricomycetes; Boletales; Suillaceae
Product: MFS general substrate transporter
Exons: 14
Coding region: 1-1479 (492 amino acids)
Biological process (GO): transmembrane transport
Cellular component (GO): membrane
Molecular function (GO): transmembrane transporter activity
Source: RefSeq, a predicted model, not a curated record